Molecule: messenger RNA, 606 nt
Organism: Grammomys surdaster
Lineage: Eukaryota; Metazoa; Chordata; Mammalia; Rodentia; Muridae
Gene: Guca1b
Product: guanylate cyclase activator 1B
Exons: 4
Coding region: 1-606 (201 amino acids)
Biological process (GO): visual perception
Cellular component (GO): cone photoreceptor outer segment; photoreceptor inner segment
Molecular function (GO): calcium ion binding; calcium sensitive guanylate cyclase activator activity
Source: RefSeq, a predicted model, not a curated record
AUGGGGCAGCAGUUCAGCUGGGAGGAGGCGGAGGCUGCCGGGGAGAUGGAUGUGGCGGAACUGCAGGAGUGGUACAAGAAGUUUGUCGUGGAGUGUCCCAGCGGGACGCUCUUCAUGCAUGAGUUUAAGCGCUUCUUCAAGGUCACUGGCAAUGAGGAGGCCACCCAGUAUGUGGAGGGCAUGUUCCGAGCCUUCGACAAGAACGGGGACAACACCAUUGACUUCCUGGAGUAUGUGGCAGCCCUGAACCUCGUGCUGAGGGGCACCCUGGAACACAAGCUCAAGUGGACUUUCAAGAUCUAUGACAAGGACCGUAAUGGCUGCAUCGACCGUCUGGAGCUUCUGGACAUUGUGGAGGCAAUUUACAAGCUGAAGAAAGCCUGCCGGGUGGAGCUGGACCAUGAGCAGCAGGGCCAGCUGCUGACGCCUGAGGAGGUCGUGGACAGGAUCUUCCUCCUGGUGGACGAGAAUGGAGAUGGUCAGCUGUCUCUGACCGAGUUCAUUGAUGGCGCCCGGCGCGAUAAGUGGGUAAUGAAGAUGCUUCAGAUGGAUGUCAACCCGGGCGGCUGGAUCACUCAGCAGAGGCGGAGAAGCGCCAUGUUCUGA